AUGCGGAUGUUGCAUACGAUAGUGGCUGGAAACUUGUUUACGGUGAUGUUUUCAGGUCUCCUUUCCAACAGAAUGUUGUUGUCGAUCUUAGUUGGAAGUGGUGUUCAAUUGUUUUGCAUGGCCCUAGUAACGAUCAUAUUUGCAUUGCUUGGAUUGUUGUCCCCUUCAAAUAGAGGUGCGUUGUCAACCUUUAUGUUCAUUUUCUACAUUCUUUUUAGUGUGAUCUCGUCAUACGUGAGUGGGUACAUUUAUAGGUUUUUCGGUGGUGAGGAUUGGAAAACCAACAUGAUUUUGACACCCAUUCUCGUGCCAGGAAUCAUGUUCUUGGGUUUUAUUUUCUUGAACUUUUUCUUGAUUUAUGCCAACUCCUCAGGAGCUAUCCCAGUUGGUACCAUGGCAGCAAUUAUCCUCAUAUGGUUUGUCAUUUCUGUUCCUUUGUCAAUCGUUGGUUCGCUCUGGCAAUCAAGAAGAUCUGUGUUUUCCGUCCCAGUCAGAACAAACCAGAUCCCUAGGCAAAUUCCUUCCCAACCAUGGUACUUGAGAACAGUUCCUGCUAUGCUCAUUGCAGGUCUCUUCCCAUUUGGGUCAAUUGCAGUGGAAUUGUACUUCAUUUUCUCAUCUCUUUGGUUUAACAGAAUCUUUUAUAUGUUUGGAUUCUUAUUCUUCUGCUUUGUGUUGAUGAUCAUGACUACAGCUUUGGUUUCCGUCUUAUGCAUUUAUUACACUUUGUGCAGCGAAAACUACAAGUGGCAGUGGAAGUCGUUUUUCAUUGGCGGCGGUUGUGCAAUUUAUGUCUUCCUUCAUGCGCUUUACUUUUUGAAGGGCGAAAAAUUAGGUGACUUUACGUCGUUCAUGUUGUUCUCUGGAUACUCGGCGAUCAUCUCACUUCUCGUCUUCAUUGUAUGUGGAUCCGUCGGCUUCUUGAGCAACCUACUUUUCACAAGAAAGAUUUAUUCCCAAAUCAAGAUCGACUGA
Molecule: messenger RNA, 975 nt
Organism: Clavispora lusitaniae ATCC 42720
Lineage: Eukaryota; Fungi; Ascomycota; Pichiomycetes; Serinales; Metschnikowiaceae
Source: RefSeq, a predicted model, not a curated record